Moneuplotes crassus is the source of this 1994-nucleotide messenger RNA. NCBI's taxonomy places the organism in Eukaryota, Ciliophora, Spirotrichea, Euplotida, Euplotidae. The record is from the annotation of a GenBank genome assembly.
UUUAUAGUUAAUAUCAUCCAGAGUUGAUAUCAUCUUGAUUUUGGCAGGUAAAUUGGUGAGAUUGGUGAGAUCAUGCCAGUCAAUCAAUGAAAUUAGGUGAACAUCUAAUGCUCCAAUUGGUGGGCUCACCAUUCUAUUUACCUUCUGAAAACCCUACUUGUAGUCCUAACUCAUCAAGUCUUCUGCAAGUUUCUAAUUUUCAGCUCAAGACAAAGAAAAUAUAAAAAGUCUAUGUCCUAUAGUAAAUAACGAGCCAAAUUUGAAACAUGCUGAAUGAGCUUCAGAAAAUUAGAAGUCCUCCUCUGCAUAAAAUUGAUCACUAGCUUGAGGUUAGCCUGGUAUUCGUCUCAUAUACUUGGCCAGGGUAACUCAUAACAGAGAAUUAUGAAGACUCUCGUUGACCUAAUUUGAAUAACUGUGAGUACAAAAAGAAAACAUUUCUGAAAGAAACUUAUGGUAUUUAGUUUAUCCUUUUCUUAUAUCCUCGUGUUAGAGCACUUUGCCUUGCUUCUAAAUCUAUUAAACAUCUCCUCGGGUGAUCAGGGGCUUGAGAGAAGUUCACAACUAAGAAUAUUUCAAUGACUUCAAACAAGGAUAGAUCGAUCCCGAAAUGAUUAUGACUAGUUUUUCCCAGAAAUUUUGAUAAACCAAGUCUCUUACCUAUCCGUACUUGCCUGCUAACCCAUAGCAGCUCAUAACACCCUGUUAUACCUUAAUAAUCCAGUAAGAAGCUAGCAGUUCAGUUGCUUUAUGGUUGCAUAAAAGCUCAUUGUCACACCUGACUUCUUUGAAGCACCAAACCGGUCAAAUUUAUCCAGGUUAUUGCAUGCUAUAAUGUAUGCCAAAUAAGUUUCAAACCUCCCUCACCAAAAUUUCGAUGAAAAAAUUUUGCAAGACUAAUCACUUGAAGAUGAAGACUUCAAAAGACAAACAAGCUUUGAAAUGGUAUAUUAAGAAAGAAUCUCGCAGAUCCCUCUCUGAUACGUGAUAACAGGCUUACUUUGUAAAUUUAUGACAGUUUCAGAAGGUUUUAGUGACUCUUCAUGGUAAGCUCAGCUAAACAUUAGCAUUCCUAAUGAUUGAGUUUGAUAAACCUUAUGAUCGCUUCCAGAAGCUCACUCUUAUUCUAGGAAAUUCUAGAACAUUGAGAACUCCAAGACUUGUUGAAAUGUAGAGCGACAAAGCAGUGAGAUUUUUACCCGAGAUGGAAAUAUUAUUUAAAGAAGAUAAAUUAAGACUUAAUAAUAAUAAAAAUGGAUUUUUCUAACUUUGAUAACAACAACACUUACUCUUGUUUGCCAAUGUGGGGCUACCAAGGUAUCAUCCAAGGGCUCAGCUCGAUGUAUUGUGUCGAUCAACUAGAGCCUAAAGUGUUUGGAAGCCAAUAUUAUUGAUUCUGCUGUUUGCAGCAGGACAGAAUGGUGUCUUCACUUACAGAAGCAAAUAAAGAAGAAAAGAGCCAAGUGAAACAAGAUGAAGAAAACCUACUCUGUCACUCACAGACAUCUGCCUUCACUAAAGUUCAACCAAAAUCACAGACAAGUUUGUCUGAUAAAGAGACUUUGUCUCAAGGCAGUGAAGAAUACAAAACUCAAGCUUCACCACCCAAGAGGCGUAGACGUAAAACCAAGGAACUUGACAUCAGAAAGAACCUUGUUAAUCUAAGACUGAGUAUUCUGUCUGGAAAUGUGAUUGGACUCUUUCGCUCACCAAAGAAAGCUAUCGGCUACAACAAGACUACUUUCAAAAGACGCUCUAGAUACAUUGGUGUAUCAAGGAACAACGCCAACUGGCAAGCAAUGGUCAAUGUUGGGCAUGUGAAGAAGUACAUAGGCACUUAUCGAGAAGAAACUCAGGCAGCAAGGGCCUAUGACUUGUACUCAGUUGCUCUCAGAGGUGAAGACUCUACUCUUAACUUUGAUUACAGUGCUAGUGACAUGCUCGAGAGGAUUGAGUACUUCCUGGAAAACAACUCUGUUAAAUUUAAUGCUUAA